CGAUCAGGGUAGAUAACCGAGAAAAUGACGCCAAGCCUACUAGUCCAGCUCGUGGUUGUUUCCCUUGGUAUCGCCAGCGCUCGGGCAGCCAAAGACGAUGAUGGCUGUUCUCGGGUUGUCACGUUUAACGCUGGACUCAUCAACAGGGUGCCAGAAUACGAGAAACGCGCUCAGCGCGUGCCGCAAGCGCUGCUUGACCUCGAUGCUGAUGUCUACUGUCUGCAGGAGAUAUGGCUCGAGUCCGACCUGCGCCCCCUUCUGGAUGAAGUGAGCUCGACCUACCCUUACCAUUACAGCGUUCUCCAUCACAGCGUGGGCCAGCUCACCAAACCGAGACAGCGGGGAGUGCUGGGCAGCUUGCGUGCCUCCCUGACCGCCGGCUCCGCCUGUUCUGUGAGGGACUUGCCUUACUUCAUGUCUUCCCUGGCCUGUGCUGCUUCCCACGGUUGCCUGACUAACUUCACGUCGGACCCGAUCAAGUCGGCAGCGUGCCUGGUGCAGGAGUGUAGGGGCUGGCUCCAGUCGGACAACCUCAGCGCUGACUGUAUCGCCUGUGUCUUCCUCAUGGGCACCUCGCCCACCACAGCUUUUGACAAGUGCACAAAGACGCCGUUCCAACACUCCAAACGGUUAAACGCUCCUGGCCUGGUGCUGCUCAGCAAGAAGGAAGUGAAGUCGGCUUGUUACAGAAGCUUCUUCCCUGAACAAGACCUGACCAUACAGAGAGGGUACAUCCAAGCAGACACAACCUCCAAUACCCCAGCUACGGAGUCCAGCAGACGGCAGAGAUACAGAGCCUGCUAGAACUGGCCAGCGACUGGCCUCCCCACGUCCUUCUGGGGGAUUUGAACUCGGGCCUAGCACAGCACAUCUCCAACACAUCUGACAACGACACGGCAGUCUGCUCCGAGCUGCCGGAGAACUAUCAGCUGCUUCUGGACGCCGGAUACACAGAGCCCUAUUCUGAGCAGGACGGCCGCUGUACUUUCUGUGACUCCAACCCUCUCACGGACUACUGCUCCAUCACCAUUGACCAGGUGCUGUUGAUGGGGGGCCAUCUGGAGGCGCUGGAGGCCAAGCGAAUCUUGGACGAGACAGACCCCUCAGGCCUACCCCUGUCAGAUCACUACGGUGUGGAGGCCACACUUUGUCCAUCAGAGACUUCUGGAGAGCCACAAUAAAAUCUGUGCUGAGAUCUGUCCACCAAACGCCUUUUUGGUUU
This is a messenger RNA of Aplysia californica (California sea hare), 1222 nucleotides long. RefSeq lists its product as uncharacterized. Gene Ontology annotation, biological process: GPI anchor biosynthetic process. NCBI's taxonomy places the organism in Eukaryota, Metazoa, Mollusca, Gastropoda, Aplysiida, Aplysiidae. The record is from RefSeq and is a predicted model, not a curated record. Gene Ontology annotation, cellular component: endoplasmic reticulum.